ACUCAUCACAGGCGCCGAGGAGGGAAUAGGCUAUGGACUUAAACGAGGCAUCCCUUCCUUUAAGACAUUUGGGACUCACAGGCAGGGCAGGCUAUAGUUGGACACCUUCUCCGUGCGGUGGCCGCUUGAGGUCAGAGUGAGCCGCGCAACAGAUGCCGCAUCGAGAAAUAAGCCUUUAAUACCCCCAGGACUUGGGAAAGGGUAACCACACUCAACGCGCAGGACAGGCUCGAGUGAAACUCCCUCAGAAAACUCAUCCAGUCUCCAAUUUUUUUUGUCCUGUACGUGGCGGUUUGGGCUAUACCUGCCCAUUACGCAUACAGAAUUAACGCAUAGUUUGGAGUUGCGCGCAUCCGCACAUCGGAUUCAUCCACCUGAUCUCAUGGCCUGCGUGUCCACACCUCCUUCACUGGAGCCAGGCGAACGGUAACUUCAACAGGGUUUUAAAAACCGUGGAAUACCGUCUGCGGACACUCUGAACCACCAUGCCGCCCAAAAAGAAGGGAGAGCGUCAGGACUCGGAUGUCGUGGAGGAAAGAAACGCCCAGGUGCAGCUGGAGAAGGCCAAGUACAAGCCUGUGGCGUUUGCUGUACGUUGCAACUUCUCCUACACACCAGCUGAUGACGACAAUGUGCCCGUGCCAGGCCAGGCUGUCACCUUCGAGGCCAGAGACUUCCUGCAUGUCAAAGAGAAAUUUAACAACGAGUGGUGGAUCGGACGGCCGGUGAAGGAAGAUGGUGUGGUGGGCUUCGUUCCCAGCCCAGUCAACCUGGAAACCAUUCUCAUCAGAAGAGAAGUCCAAGCAAGGAAAGCUGCCAAGGCCUUAGCCAGUAAAGCGGCAUCUCAAGCAGCUCAAGAUAUGAACGCAAAGAAAUAUACUCCUCCAUCACAAGCCAACCAGCAGGUCAAAAAGAAACCAGGCGAGCAGACGGCCAUGUAUGAUGUAGUGCCUACAAUGCGUCCUGUGGUUCUAAUGGGACCAUCACUGAAGGGCUUAGAGGUUACAGAUAUGAUGCAAAAAGCUCUAUUUGACUUUUUAAAACAUCGAUUUGAAGGCAGAAUUACCAUCACACGGGUCAUGGCUGACAUCUCUAUGGCUAAACGCUCCAUCCUCAAUAACCCUGGCAAAAAGGCCUUAAUGGACCGUUCCAACACCCGUUCAAAUUUAGCCCAGAUCCAGGGGGAGGUGGAGCGCAUCUUCGAGCUCGCCCGCAGCCUGCAGCUGGUGAUUUUGGAUGCAGACACAGUCAACCACCCUCUGCAGGUUGCCAAGACCUCUCUCGCUCCAAUCCUCGUGUACGUGAAGAUCUCCUCACCAAAAGUGUUGACAAGACUGAUCAAGACAAGAGGGAAGUCUCAGACCAAACAUCUCAACGUUCAGCUUGUGGCAGCAGACAAGCUUGCUCAAUGUCCGCCGGAAAUGUUUGACGUAAUCUUAGAUGAGAACCAGCUUACAGACGCCUGUGAGCACAUCGCUGAUUACCUGGAGUCCUACUGGAGAGCCACCCACCCACCAGAGAUGGAGAAUGCUAAUGCACUGGUGGCCCAGCUGGCCGAGAACACACUGCCUAUCAAUCCUACAACAAAACCGGAUGAACAGAAGAGUAAGAAGUCGGCUGCCUCCAAGAGGAAGAGUUCCCGUGAGAACCACCCUGACAAAGAGCCCCCUUCAGCCGUAGCUCAGAGGCAGAGAGCUGAAGAAGGCCAAAGAGUAGAUGAGGAGCAGGAGGAGGAGGAGGAGGAGCGGCUUCUGAGGACUGAGCCAAAGAGAUCCCAGCACACCCACCACCAUCACCACCACCACCGUCGGAUGGAGCACCACAGCCACACCCAGCACAGCCAAAUGUCCGGUGGCAUGGACAUACAGUCGAGCAGGGAUUACAGCCACAGGCUUGCACAAAGGCACCAGCCCGAAGAGAGAGAGGAUGAGGUGGUGGAUGGGGACGAGGAGGAUACGCGUUAUAAUCACCGAAGCCAUGACCACCACCAACACCACAACAGCAACCACCAACAUCACCACCACCACCACCAUCACCGUGGAAACGGCCAGCCGCGCGACAGGGAUGACUAUGAGCAGGAGCACAAUGAACGCAACCGGAGGCAAAGACACCACCAGCAUAUUCCACCGCGGGCUCAUCCCACAGAACACAAUCCUGCACACAACCAUCACAACUACCACCAUUACCACGGCAGAGACAGGCACAGAGACCGAGAAAGAGACAGAGAGCGGCACAAGGACAGAGACAGAGAACGAUGUGGAGACAGAGAUGCGCGACAGUGGCACAGAGAUUCCUAUAUAGAUGAGUGACUGUUGUUUUUACCGUGGGGUGGUACCCACGGUGAAAUGAUACUCAUUUUAUAAUGCACUUAUGGGCAGACUGUUGUCAUCCUUGCAGGACAUUGUUCUGCUCGUUUCUCCUGUUUCUUUUUCCUUUUUUUAAAACAUCCUUACCCUCAAUCACACGCUCAUACACCUGGUCCUUUUUUCUUGCUUUUCAACACAAAGAAAUGAGUCAUUUGUAGGAUGAAUUUUUGUCUUAUUUGAAAUAAUUUUCAGACAGCGGUCUUAGUGUGGUUCUGCACAAAUAAUAUUAAAGACUAAAGAUUUGAACCCCCACCCCCCCAUCCCCCAUGCCUUUGGUUACUUCUGCUACCAGUUGCUGUCAAUUGUUUUUUUCUUUUGAGGUAGCGUUUCUCAAAAAAUGCAGAAAAGAAUACAAAUAUCUUUAAUAAUUCCCCCUCCUUAAUAUUGCUAAAGAAUGUAAACUGUGAUAGUUCAUCAUCCAACAAAUGACAUAACAGAAAUUUCUAAAAUAAAAAUAAAUAAAUAUCUAGAAAGGAAUUAAAACAAUCGGUUAGAUUCUAAACAUCUUUUAGUUUCAACCUCUCAGAUGUUUGAAUUUGAGGCUUAAUCUUGGUCUGUCGCCAAAGUGAGAGGAUUUAGAUGAAAUAAAAGGAAAUUAAACAAUGCAGGUUGCAUUCUAGGUUUUUAAUUUUUACAGAUUUAAGGAUGUUCUGCUUGUUUCUAUGUUUUACACAAAAACAUGGAGAACAACUUAUUUUUUCUUGUGUAAUGCUAAGACCUUGCUCUGCCCCCUUGUGUUUCAGUUUGUGCAUCUUCAAAAUCCAAUAGUUUAUUUUAAACAUUGGUAGGAAAAGUCUUGUUAUUUUUCUAUAUGAUUCCUUCAGAAAGUUCUACUUUGCUCCCUACUUUUUGAAAUGGUGUUCAAAUAUAUAAACUGAUAUGCAUUUGUUCUGUGUGGAAGCAUGACUAGUCGUAUGGUAAACUGACCUAUAUGCUGGAUACUCUAUGCAUCUUCUUGUCUAUUUUCUUGUGAUAAAACAUAUUGCUUGAAUACAAUCUCUAUGCAUUUGUAUAUACUUCAUAAAUGCCUUGUUAUGUACAUGUAAAGAGAACCACAGAGCCUGUUGCACUGUUUGCUAGUUAUAAUGUAUUUGAUUGGUUUGAUUUAAAACAACUGAGUUGAAUAUGUUCCUUUACAGAUUAGGUUUGGUUAUAUUAUUUUGUACAGAACUCAAAAGCUACUGUAUUUUGAAAAAAAAAAGAAAAAAAAAGCAUUCUUUUGUUGACCAUCA
This is a messenger RNA of Cololabis saira (Pacific saury), 3598 nucleotides long. It is a transcript of the gene cacnb2b, whose product is annotated as calcium channel, voltage-dependent, beta 2b. Bases 486 to 2309 code for a protein of 607 amino acids. Gene Ontology annotation, molecular function: protein binding; high voltage-gated calcium channel activity. Gene Ontology annotation, cellular component: voltage-gated calcium channel complex. NCBI's taxonomy places the organism in Eukaryota, Metazoa, Chordata, Actinopteri, Beloniformes, Belonidae. The transcript has 13 exons. The record is from RefSeq and is a predicted model, not a curated record. Gene Ontology annotation, biological process: chemical synaptic transmission; neuromuscular junction development; calcium ion transmembrane transport.